Ambispora gerdemannii is the source of this 257-nucleotide messenger RNA. The record is from the annotation of a GenBank genome assembly. Lineage: Eukaryota; Fungi; Glomeromycota; Glomeromycetes; Archaeosporales; Ambisporaceae.
AAAAAGAUAUCAUUUAUCUUGAUGAAGAAGAUGAAGACUUCAUUAACAAAAAUGAUAUUUGGAAUCAUACAAAUAACUGUUCAGAACAAGAAGAAGACACUCAAAAACUGCUUCGGGAUGAAAACGAAGAAAAUCUGGAAAUAGAAAGAUUAAAAAUAAGAAAAAUUGAAAACACGAAUACUGGUGAUGACAUAGUCAGUAUUGUGUGGUCAGAAACGUCAGAGGAUCUGAAUGAACUUACAGAAAUUCUGAAUUAA